Cyprinus carpio (common carp) is the source of this 5000-nucleotide messenger RNA. RefSeq lists its product as uncharacterized. The record is from RefSeq and is a predicted model, not a curated record. Gene Ontology annotation, biological process: DNA integration. Gene Ontology annotation, molecular function: nucleic acid binding. Lineage: Eukaryota; Metazoa; Chordata; Actinopteri; Cypriniformes; Cyprinidae.
CAGUAGCAGUCACUCUUUGUGGUGGAUCGGCACAAGUCAAUCUUAUUUUAUAUUUGUGGUAAGUGCUUGUGCAGUUACACAAAAUGGAGGAUGAAUUACGUGAGUUGAGAGAUUUAGUAGCCCAACUAAAAGCUGAUAAUGAAAGGCUGCGGCAAGAGCCAGUGUUGGUUGCACAGCCAGGUCCAUCUAAUGUUACUAUUCCUGUGACUGCAGAUCCCCCACGCAUUGGUGCUGGUGCUUCGACAGCGGAGCGGUUUGUUUUCGUUCCCCGGGAUCGUAAGUGUCCACAGUUUAGUGGCCGGUCGGGCAUUGGCAUCAAUGAGUGGGUGGAGGAAGCCCAGGCCUGUAUGCGACUCCGCCAUCUGUCUACCGCUGAUCAGGCAUUUUUCUUGUUCGAUCAUCUGGAGGGAGAGGCGAGGGAAGAAAUCCGUUACCGGUCUAGGAAUGAGAGGGAGGAUCCGAAUCAAAUUAUUCAGGUAUUGCGUGAUUUGUAUGGUUGUACAAAGUCUUAUGUAGCGCUCCAGGAGUCGUUCUUUUCCAGAAGACAGCAGGAGGGGGAGACAUUGGUGGAAUUCUCCUUGGCUCUGAUGAGUCUUCUGGAAAAAGUUAAAAAUCAGUCGCCUCAUGGUAUGCCUAACGCUGAAAUUUUGCUAAGAGAUCAGUUUGUUGAAUACGUUAAUGAUUGCGCUCUUCGACGUGAACUUAAGCAAUUGGUGCGUCGUCAACCUACUGCCACUUUGUUUGACAUUCGCAGUGAAGCUCUUCGUUGGGAAAGAGAAGGCAUGCCUGGUGGGGUGCGUAGUCGAAGUCAGUCUGUUCCAUCCGCUUAUGGCAUUCAAUAUGGGGUGCAGGGACAUCAGCACGGUAACAACAGGGGUUCAGCAAUGUCAGAAAUGAGUGAACUACGGGAAAUGCUCAGAAAGCAGCAACAACAAUUGAAUCAGUUAACCCAAGGUAUGGCUCAGCUGCAAAAUCCCCAGUCACAUUCGCGACCAUUUAAGGCUAAUUUAAUUUGCAGAAGGUAUCAGCAACCUGGCCAUUUUUGCCAGGGAUUGCGAUGGGGAGCGGAUAUCUGUUCCACCAUCAGCCCGUUUGAAUUCUGCUUUAAUGAGAGGUGGACAGCCAUCAUCCGUGCAGCCGUCGGAAAACUAGUUCCCACCGAGUUGCAGGGCCACAACUUGGUUGGGAAAAGGAUAGGCUCCAAAAAUGUAUCUGGUUCUGAUUUUAUGUCACGCUUUAUGUCUUCUUGCCCACAGCUAGUUGUAUUGAUGGGUGGGGUUCAGGUACCUUGCCUGGUGGACACCGGUUCCAUGGUGUCCACCAUUACUGAAGGUUGGUUUGUGGCUAAUUUUGGGUUGUGGGGUCAGGAACAGCUUAAAGUGUGUCAUUGGUUACAGCUUCGAGCGGCCAAUGGCCUUUCAAUUCCUUAUGUUGGUUAUUUGGAACUAGACGUGGAGCUCUGUGGUAGAGUAGUUUUAGGUUGCGGUGUGCUGGUGGUCCGAGAUCCCCCUGGUGGCGUGUGUGUAGAUGUCCCUGGGGUGUUGGGCAUGAACAUCCUGGGCCGCUGCUACCAGGAGCUCUUUGGCCAGCAUGGCACAGCUCUCUUCAACCUACCAAUCGUGUCUCAGGCCCCUCAUUCUGUUUUUCAGGCUUUACAACAUUGCCAUCAGUUUGGCGGUCAGUCGGUUUCGGAUUGUGGGGGGCGAGUCAAAGUGCGGGGACGUCGGGCGUGUCGCAUCUCAGGUGGCACCAUGAAAUUUGUUGCUGCAACCUGUUCGGUGACAUAUUCGAGCGUUACAGUACUGUUUGAACCACCAGCAUCUGGUCUACCCUCAGGUUUGCUGGCAUCUCCUUCUCUUUUAAGGGUGGAUGGUGGUACAGUCUAUGUGCCCAUAGUUAAUGUUGGUACUGUGGAUGUGUUGCUGUACGCUAGCACUGUCAUUGGCACAGUGAAUAAGGUUGAUGUGAUUAGUUUGCCCCCAGAGGUCACAGAAGUUAAGAUGGUUACCGCCAAGGUGAGUACACAGGUUGUGCACGUUUCCCCCACUGUACAGGAACAGGUAGCUAUGCUAGAUCUAUCGGUGCUGCCAGAAGAAGAACAGGGUAAGGUCAGGGCAUUACUGGAGAAGUAUGUGUCUGUGUUCGCUAUGGACGACGGGGAUUUGGGAUGUACUAAUCUGAUAUCCCAUGAGAUCCCCUUGUUGGAUGACACCCCUGUUAGGCAGCGGUUUCGGCGUAUUCCUCCAUCCGAGUAUGAGGUGGUAAAGGCACAUAUCAAUCAAUUGUUGGAAAAUCGGGUAAUUAGAGAGAGCUGCAGUCCUUAUGCUUCGCCUAUUGUCUUGGUCAAAAAGAAGGAUGGUAGUUUACGCAUGUGCGUGGACUACCGUCGCUUAAAUUCAAAGACUAGGAAGGAUGCAUUCCCUCUACCACGUAUUGAGGAGACUUUGGACUCGCUGGCCGGGUCUGUAGCUGAGGGGGACAAAUUUAAAACUGCUUUUUGCACCCCGUUUGGCCUAUUUGAGUGGAAUAGGAUGCCUUUUGGGUUGUGCAAUGCCCCAAGCACCUUCCAACGAUUGAUGGAGCGGUUGUUUGGUGAUCAGCAAUGCCAGUCCCUUCUCUUAUAUCUUGAUGAUAUUGUUGUCUUUUCCUCCUCGGUGGAUCAACAUCUUGCUCGGAUGGAUGUCGUCCUGAGCCGCUUGCAGACUGAAGGGUUGAAGGCCAAACUAUCUAAGUGUGCCUUUUUCAAAAAGGAAGUACACUAUUUGGGGCACGUCAUCUCUUCAGAAGGAGUUUCUACUGACCCGGGGAGGGUAGAGGCAGUUGCACAAUGGCCUUGUCCCACCAGUGUUGCAGAGUUGCGCUCAUUUUUGGGAUUCGCUAGCUAUUAUUGACGGUUUGUUGAGGGGUUUGCCAAGUUGGCUGCCCCUCUUCACAGGUUGGUGGCUCAGCUGGCAAGCCCAAAGCGCCCGAAGCGGGGUGUUCAGGAGUUUGCUCAAGCUUGGUCCUCAGAAUGUCAGUGUGGCUUUGAGGGGUUGAAAGGUAAGUUAACCACAGCCCCAGUGCUCGCCUACGCUGACUUUUCACUACCUUUUAUUUUAGAGGUAGAUGCCAGUCAUGGAGGCUUAGGGGCAGUCCUUUCACAGGAGCAACAAGGCAAGGUACGCCCUAUAGCUUAUGGCAGUCGCAGUCUUAGGCCCUCUGAGCGCAAUACAUCGAACUACAGCUCAAUGAAACUGGAGUUUUUGGCGCUCAAGUGGGCCAUGACUGAAAAGUUUAGGGAGUACUUGUUGGGCCAGAAAUGCGUGGUGUUUACGGACAACAACCCCCUUAGCUACCUGACUUCUGCAAAGUUGGGUGCCAUGGAGCAGCGCUGGGCUGCCCAAUUGGCAUCGUUUGAUUUUGAGAUCAAAUAUAGGUCAGGGAGAAGCAAUCGCAAUGCUGACGCCUUGUCUCGUCAAAAUCUUCCGGGUACGGAAGUGCACCAGUUGUGUUCAGGUAUGGCCGUCCCAGUGGCGUUGCAGCAAGCUGCCCAAGGUGGAUUGGUGACUUUGGUCAACCAGAUGACCGCAUUUCCCUGUACUUCAAAUAGCGACCUGGUUGCUCAGCAGGUAGCAGACCCAGUCAUAGGAGAGUUGUUGCAGUUUUGGAGGCGUAAGUUGCCCCCGACUCCUGAUGAGCGCAAGACACUCUCCAGGUUGGCAAUUAUUCUGCUUCGGCAAUGGGACCGCCUAGUGGAGACUGAUGGAGUGCUCUACCGGCGUGUGUUCCGCUCAGACGGGGGAGAGGAAAUCUUCCAGGUGUUAUUGCCGGCAGUUAUGAAACACUAUGUCUUGACCCAGCUUCACCAACAGCAUGGGCACCAGGGGGUAGAGCGUACAUUUCAGCUAGUGCGCCAGCGAUGCUACUGGCCUGGUAUGUCGGCGGAUAUUGACCGCUGGUGUCAUGAGUGUGAGCGGUGCCAGUGUGCUAAAGGUGUCCCCAUUCCCCCGUCUAGUUUUAUGGGGCACCUGUUGGCUGCUCGGCCGAACGAUAUUGUGGCCUUGGAUUUUACAGUGUUAGAGCCUUCGAGGUCUGGCCUUGAGAAUGUGUUGGUCAUGACCGAUAUUUUCACAAAAUACACCUUGGCAGUACCCACUAGAGACCAACGGGCAGAGACUGUAGCUCAGGUUCUUGUAGUGGAGUGGUUUUGUAAAUUCGGCGUGCCGGGGCGCAUCCACUCUGACCAAGGUCGGAAUUUUGAAUCCGUCCUUAUUCAACAGCUCUGUUGUCUUUAUGGAGUCGAGAAGUCACGUACCACCCCAUAUCACCCGGCCGGAAACGGCCAGUGUGAGCGUUUUAACAGAACCUUGCAUGAUCUGUUGCGCACUUUGCCACACUCUAAAAAGGGUGAUUGGCCGUUUUGCCUCCCCCAGGUACUCUUUGCGUACAACACUACUCCUCAUCAGGCAACCGGGGAAUCUCCGUUUUUCCUAAUGUUUGGACAGGAACCUAGACUUCCUGUUGAUUUCUUACUGGGCAGAGUCCAAGAGCCAUUGGCAGGCGGGGUUAAUAGGUGGAUUCUGGAGCAGCAGGAUCGGUUGCAAGUUGCGUUUGAGGGUGCUCGUGAACGGUUGGGUGCUGCAGCCGAUCGGCGAAAGGCCCGUCAUGACCGGCGGGUGACGGAAGCACCACUGAAGGAGGGUCAGCUGGUAUACCUCCGUGAUCAUAGUGUGAGGGGUAGAUGUAAAAUCCAGGAUCUGUGGAGCUCAGUGGUGUACCAGGUCAUGAGGGCACCUAAGGAAGGUGGGGCGGUAUAUACCAUUGCUCCCAUUACAGAUCUGGGAAAAAUAAAGCAGGUGCACCGAUCUUUGCUGAAGGCUCAGAUCUGUCGGGAUCUGCCGAUUGGGUUGCCUGAUAGUCCGGUGACUGAACCUGUGCAGCCCUUGGAAGAGGGGUGUGAUGAGGAUUUGUUUGUCUUGGUGCCAGAGACACCACAAGGUAACAGAGGGUACUGCGGUUGA